This is a messenger RNA of Phycodurus eques (leafy seadragon), 8050 nucleotides long. Its product is annotated as neuron navigator 1-like. The record is from RefSeq and is a predicted model, not a curated record. The transcript is spliced from 32 exons. The coding region runs from base 669 to 6503 and encodes 1944 amino acids. Gene Ontology annotation, molecular function: ATP hydrolysis activity; ATP binding. Gene Ontology annotation, biological process: microtubule bundle formation; nervous system development; neurogenesis. Lineage: Eukaryota; Metazoa; Chordata; Actinopteri; Syngnathiformes; Syngnathidae. Gene Ontology annotation, cellular component: microtubule cytoskeleton; axon initial segment.
ACGCGAAGCUGAACGAUGGUGUCGAGGUUGUCGAUUUCAGCGUUUCCACCGAGCGAGAAGGGAACGUAGCCAAAAUCGUAUCUUAUUGACGCUGCGUGCAUAUGCAUCAUAGUUGAAUUGAUUACAAUUGCUGUUGUUACAAAGAAAGCACUAGCUAUAAGGUAAAACAUGUUUUUUUUUUAAAUAAAUAAAUAGAAAAAGAAAAGGAAGGCCAAUAGAUUAAGUCGCAGUGAAGCUCGCAAUUGCCACGAUGUCACGAAUGUCGAGAUCUGGGCAAUCCUGCACUGUUAUCGGAGUUGUCUCCAAAGAACCCCCAAAGAGCGUGUGAAUAAUAGCCGGGCGAGGCUAAGUCCUGGAAAACCCGGCCCGCGAUGCAGAAAGGAACGGCCAGUCGGGCGGCCUGCUACGGCGAACACGUCGUUAACCAGCGGGCCGUCCGAGGAGGUGAUCAGGCUGACCUUCGAAGAUUUUGCUGAUGGCUGCACCUCCUGCAAAAGAGCUUUCCUGUCUUGGCCAACGCUUCGGUUCUGCAAACCAAUGAGAGGGCAGCCGCUCGGAUGCAACGGUGAUCCGGGAAAAAACAGCCCAUUGUUCCCGGGACGCCGGAGAAGCGCGACCUCCCUCCCCUGGGCCCGAGACGCACUCUCGUGCCCUGUUGGCAGGUCAUUAUGAGCGGGGGCGUCAAGGUGGCGUCCACCCUUCGGCCACCUGCCCCAUCGGGAAUCCCGCUGCCACGCCCGCCCUUACCUGCCUCCCAGAAAGCGGACAGGCACCAAAGGACGCCGACCUGCAAACGCACACCCACGCACACUCCCGCGCAGUCGCCAUCGCUUUGCCCUCGGAGCUGCGGCCUACGUAAGUCAUCCGGUAGGGACGUGCCGACAAAUGCGGGCCCGAAGCCUCCGCCCGUCCGCCAAUCGGGUCUGCGUGCUCGCCGCACCUCUUCUUCAGCCUGCAACAGUCCAGCGACUCAGCGCCGGGUGCCUCCGCCACACUCCAAAGAAACUCCGGAUCCGGAAAAGCCCACACAGAAUGAUGCGGAUUUUUCCCUCGAUGGGAACUGUAAUAGAAACCACUGCACAAAUACAAACCAAACAUGGGGUACCAGCAACUCGCGUCCUUCGCUUCAGCUCAGGAGAGGAGAGCAUUCCACUUCCAGGGCGAUUCACGAUGUCGUGCCGAGAAAGGCGGAGGAGGCUCCGAAAAUCCACCCAGCCCAGUCCUCUAUCGCCAACAACGGUAACGUCUGCCAACCUCCCGCUCCAAUUCGCCAUCGGGAAGCCAUCGGCGCUCUCAGCGACGGCGGCGCCCCGUCGGACGAGGAGAUGGGGACACCGGAGGGUUCGAGUCCACCGUCCUCUUCCAGUCUUCCGCUGCCGCCGCCGGGCAUGCUCGCCAUGUCUGCGCCGCUUCGAGGCCCGCAAACGGAGCCUGCUCCCGUGGAAACGCGAGCUCCGCGAGCCAACAUGGCCGCAGUUGCUCCCUUCAGCUUCAGGCUGCAGGUGCAAGAGGGCGAUUUGUCACUGGAUGAACUGAGCGACUGUUCAUCUGGAUCGAUAGAAAUCUGCUGCGACGACCUGACACCAGACCCAGAAUCCCAGAGGAAGAAGACGGUGCAAAAUGUUUUGGACCUGCGACAGAACCUGGAGGAAACCAUGACCAGCCUGAGAGGGGUGCAGCUGAACCACAGUCAGUCCAAUCGCUCGUCUCCGCCGUCGUGGCGCCACGGUCAAGCGAGCCCACGUCUCCAGGCAGGCGACGCGCCGUCUACGGUCAACGGCCAAUCCGACCUCGCCCUCCGGCUCAGUCACGCCUCCCGCAUCCGCCUCAUCGAAGAUCUGAACGACUCGGAUCCGUCCCUGCUGAAAGGAGAUUACCUGAGCGACAGUGACCUCGGUGGGAAAAGCGCCAAUGAGGACGAUGAAGAUGAUGUGGACAUUGAUGAGCUGAGGAACGGCUGGGACGAGAGCAGCUCCAUCAGCAGCGGCCUGAGCGACGCCUCCGACAACCUCAGCUCGGAGGAGUUCGUCACAAGCCCCGCCCUCAACUCGCUUCCCUCCACUCCCAUUGGCUCCCGCAGGAACUCAGCCAUUGUGAUGCGCACAGAUGCCGAGAAAAGAUCUCUGGUGGAAAGUGGACUGUCGUGGGACAGUGACAAUACCAAAGGCGGCCGUAAGAGUCUGGGCAGCGACGCCUACGACACGGGAAGCCUCAAGUCCGAAUCGGCCAAUAAGUGGAAAAAAGCGAGGGCGCGGGCGGAAGGUCACGAAGGAGGAAAGGGUGAACUGAAGAAACCGCAAACGCUGGGCCACGGGAACGCGUUGAAGAGGGGAAGAAACCCACCGGUGGCAGUCGCCUCCCCUAUCACGCACACGCCUCAGAGUGGGCUGAAAAUGGCAGGUACAGUGAGGACAGAUGGGAAGCCGUCCGAUAAAUCUCGAUUAGCGGUGAAAAACUCCAGUCUUCGACGCUCUUCGUCCGACGCCGGGAAAGAUCAGCGCAAUGGGACCGGUUCUUGCGAGCAACGUAAACCUCCAUCAGGUCUCGCCAGGCCAUCGACCGGAGGCAACUUUGGUUUCAAAAAGCCCACGUCCAAUAACAGCAGUUCAGCCACUGUGAGCGCAGGUGGAAACAGUCCCAAGACAUCUGGCAUUCCUGUCAAACCGGCUGCAGGUGGACGUAAGACGAGUCUGGAUGUCUCGAACGGUGACCACAGCGGAUUUUUGUCUCCGAAUGCCAGGACGGCCCUCCAGUACCGCUCUUUGCCCCGCCCGGCCAAGACGAGUACCUUGACUCUGACCCGGCCCAGCUCGGCACGUCCGCUGAGCGGCACCGCGGACGGGGGUUCCGGGCCGAGCAAGCCCUCUGGUACGGCCCUCCAGGGCCCGAGGCUCAAAGAGCAGCCCGGAUUCGGUUCUGGAACGGGAGGACUGAGUAAAAUGGCCGGUCGGGGGAUCCCGAGUCCUGUCAAUCAAACAGACAGAGAGAAGGAGAAGGAGCGAGCCAAAGCUAAAGCCGUCGUGUCGGACUCCGAGUGCGGAGGUGGUUCUUUCAAGGGGACUCGAGCGCAAAGUGCUUCAGAGAGCGGAGGAAGGCUGCAGGGGCUCAGACCCCCCGGCGCCAGCAAAGCCACAGAUCUACCGUCAUCCACCGCACACAGGUUGUCCGGAUCACGCAGCCUGACGAAGCCUCCGUCCGUUUCCCAUCUUGACAAGCUGAACUCCAACAACCUGGAGGUCAUCGGAGCUCAGGGUUCUUUGCCUCCGAAGCUUCCUCCUUACUCAAAGCUUCAAGAACCGGCCAGCUCCACGAGCCCCUGCCUCACGCCCAGCCCCGCCCCUUUGCUCAAUGUCAACUCUGCGGCCUGCUUCUCAGGCUCGGGGAUCGGCUCGGGGCCUCGGCAACUUACUUCUCUCGGGGCCUCGGGGAGCACCGGGAGCACGUCUCCCCUGCUCUACCCUCGAGUGUCCGGGCUGCAUCGCAGCAUGGAGUCCCUGCCUUUCCAGAUGAGCGUGGCGUCGGAGCUGCAGCAGAGAGGCCGCGAGAAGUUGCCCAGAGGCCACCGCUCGAGUGACUCCGGAGACAAGGAUGGACUUGAGGACAGAGGCCAUCCCGCUAGCUGGAGCUCUGGAAGUCAAGUGUCCACGACAGAGACGAACAGUUCUCAGAGCGACAGAAACACUCUGCCAAAGAAAGGUUUCAGUUUGAACAGCGCCUCCCACGUCGAGUUUGACGGGAAGGAGAAAGGAGAGCGCAGGCUCUCUCGUUCUAUUCUGAGCACGACCGACUCGCUAACUCUUCCGAUGCUGUCGUCCUCGCCCACGUCCUUGCCCCGCUCCUCCAUCAACAGCGCAGUGCCAAGCCCGCUCGGCGGACCUGCGAGGAUGACUCGAUCCAACAGCAUCCCGACCCAAGACGCCUCCAUUGAGCUGUACGCGGCCUGCCCGCUCGGGAGCACGUUAUCGCUGGCCGAACGCCCCCGCAGUUUAGGGAUGGUUCGCUCCGGAUCCUUCCGGGACAAGGACACGCGUGAUGAAGUUCACGGGUCUGUCAUGUCCCUGGCGUCCAACGCCUCGUCAAGCUACUCGUCGGUGAGCGGGAAUGCCAUUCAGUCGCAGGCGGAGGAAAGGAUACAGGGAGAGCAAAUCCGGAAGCUGAGGAGAGAAUUGGAGUCUUCGCAGGAAAAGGUGUCCAACCUGACCACACAGCUGUCAACAAAUGCGAAUCUGGUGGCCGCCUUCGAGCAAAGUCUCGCCCUGAUGACAACCCGACUCCAGAGUCUGUCGUUAAGUCACGAACAGAAGGACACGGAGCUGAUAGAGUUGCGGGAGACCAUCGAAGCCCUCAAGGCCAAAAAUGAUGAAGCGCAGGCCGUCAUACACGGAGCCUUAAACCACCCAGACAGCGAGAAAGACUUGCGUAUCCGUCGACAGAACUCGUGCGAAAGCCUCGCCAGCCUCAACAGUCUGACCAGUUUGUCAAGCGUCGGCAGCUCGAAGGACCAGGAUGCCAAGAAGAAGAAGAAAAAGAGCUGGCUGAGAAGCUCCUUCAACAAGGCCUUCAGCAUCAAGAAAGGCGCCAAAACCUGCUCAGACAUCGAAGAAAUUGUCACUCCCGACUCCUCGGCUCCAAACUCCCCAAAGAUGCUGCACGAAGGAGCGGAAGCAGGAGAGAACCUGUCUUUGUCCCUCAAAACCUCCACGUCUGACAUCUCCUCUAAGAUUAUGGGGACAACGGAGGAGGAAGAAGGUGACGAGAGAGCAGUGUCGGAGCUCCGCUCAGAACUCUGGGAAAAAGAGAGGGAGCUGACAGACAUCCGGCUGGAGGCUUUAAACUCCGCGCAUCAACUGGAGCAGCUCAGAGACGUCAUGGACAGCAUGGAGUCAACAGUGGAGAGCCUGAAGGAGGAGAACGACCACCUGAAAAUCGGAAGUCAGUUCCGUGUCGCGGCUUCCGGUCCCACCUCGUCCGCCUCGCAGCCUUCGGGCUUGGCCUCCUUCUCGGGACCGUCGCUGAGGCAGCCCGUGUCCCUCAGCAAGUCCUUCAGCCUCAGUCUGAAUGACCGCAAAGGUCCAGAUGUGUCCCCGGGCAACACGUUAAGAGUGUCGUCUCAGCCGGAGGAGGCUCGCGCGCAAGUGCUGGUUCGCUUCACCGAUCACGCUGAGGAGGACAAACAGCCGCAAGAGCAUCACCUGGGCUCAGUGAUGAUCGGCGAGAGGACCGAAUGGGCCUAUCUGGACUCCAUGGUAGCCAAGACAUUCAGAGAGUACCUAACUCAGGUGGACCCAACAGCCAGUUUGGGCCUGAACUGCGAUUCGCUACACACGUAUGAGCUGACCCACGGAGCGCCGAGGGUGAUAGGAGGAGACGAACCUCCCGCGUCACCUUAUCGAUGUCUGAGCGGCAGUCCGCCUCGCAUCUUUGUCACCUUGAAAGGUGUUGGCGAACAAAGUGCGGACGCUGUGGUGUUCGAGACCCUCGUUCCCAAGCCCAUGAUGCUGCACUACAUCAGCCUGCUGCUAAAGCACAGGCGCCUGGUCCUCUCCGGGCCCAGCGGCACGGGGAAGACUUACUUGGCUCAGCGUCUGGCCCGCUACCUCCUGCGGCGCAGCCGCAACGACUCGCCCGCGGCGGACGGCGAGCCCGCCCUCGUCUCCUUCAACAUGCAUCGACAGACGCAAAAGGAGCUGCGCUCGUAUCUGUCCAAUCUAGCCGAUCGGAUCGACCGACAGAGCGCGGGCGAGCUCCCGCUGGUCGUGAUCAUCGACGACAUCGGCGACGCCGCCGCCGUCACCGAGCUCAUCAACGGAGCGCUCACCUGCAAGUACCAUAAAUGUCCUUACGUUAUCGGAACGACGAAUCAGCCCGUCAAGAUGUCGUCCAAUCACGGAUUGCACCUCAGCUUCAGGAUGGUUCCGUUCUCGAAUAACGUGGAGCCGGCCAACGGCUUUCUGCUGCGGUACCUCCACCGGAAAGUUGUGGAAGCUUCCCAGAAGAAGGAGCACGGCGCGUCGCAGCACCGGGACCUGCUCCGCGUUCUGGACUGGGUCCCGCAGCUCUGGUACCACCUCCACACGUUCUUGGAGAAACACAGCACAUCGGAUUUCCUCAUAGGCCCUUGCUUCUUCCUGUCGUGCCCCGUGUCGGUGGGCGAGUUCCGAAAGUGGUUCGUUGACCUGUGGAACCACUCCAUCAUACCGUACCUGCAGGAGGGAGCCAAGGACGGCAUCAAGGUGCACGGACAGAAGGCGGUGUGGGAGGAUCCCGUGGAGUGGGUGAGGGGGACCCUCCCUUGGCCCGGCGCACAGCAGGACCAGUCCAAACUCUAUCACCUGCCUCCCCCAAGCAUCGGUCCGCACAGCGAGGAGAAGAAGCGCGCCAAAGACGCUCCUCCGCCCAGCGCACUGGAGUCCGAUCCCCUGAUGAUCAUGCUGCUGAAGCUGCAGGAGUCGGCAAACAGCGUCGAGUCGCCAGAGCGGGAAGGCGGCCUGCGUCCACUCUGAGGAGAGACUCGGAUGGAUUGUUGUGACGAGUUAGUUCCACAAGCAUGAAGAGCAGUCCACAUCUCCAUUUCCCCCCCUUCUGGAACUAUGGGUGCUUCCAUACUUCUUUCGAUGCCAAAAUUGCACUUUAUUUCCAAUGUGUGACAACUGGACUUGAGGAGGACACAUUCGCGUGUUCCAGGAGAACCUUGCCGUUAAAGAGUACUACCGCUAGGUGGCAGCACCUCAGUGUUCCUUGCAUACGCUCCACAGUCUGGUUUUGGUGGUUUGUGCAUCAGCCUGAACCAGGAUUGUAAAUGCACAGAAGAUUCAAAAAUUAAUAAGUGCUUGUUUAUUUAAUCUGAUAAAACAGACAAUUGCUGUUGCUUUUUUAAACCCCUUGUGUGUGUGUGUGUGUGUGUGUGCGUGUGUGUGUGUGUGAUAGAUGAAGAUGCAUUUUUUGUAAGAUUUUCUACCGACUCAUCUUCAGUAAUAAUCAACCAUGUGCAGCGAAUAUUGUCUGACUGCGUCGACCUAACGCGCCGUGGAGUCCCAAAACCAAACGAGUGCUUCCGUCCUUGCCGCUUCUUUCAUCCAAAAACAAAAACAAAACAUCGCAAUCUGCACAUCAAGUAUUGAUCCCUCAUUACUCUACUUCCUUUUUUUUUUUUUUUUUUUUUUUUUUUUUUAAUAUACACAAUGAUGAUAUCUGCGUCCCUCGCAUAUGCUCAGCACGAGCGAGAGCUCAGCUCUCGACCGUUCUGUGAGACGUAGAAGGACGAAAGAGCGAGCGGGCCCUCGAAGCUCUCCGUGUUUCUGCACAUAUGCUGUCUCAACGUUCUUUUAGUCUGCAGCCAAGGUGCUGAUGUAAAGUAGAGACGCGAUGCCUACGUCUGUCUGUGCCUGAAAGACCGAAUUGGCCUAACGCCGCCUUUGAGCUGCUCGAAUGCACCGCUCCGAGGCCUCCAUUUUAAGGAAGUUAUCGGGGGAAGGAGCUCAUCACUUCGGCUCGCGUGCUUCCAUGUCAGAUGGCUUGAAGUGCGUUGACGGUGCGGACCUUUGCCUGGUCGUCAGUCGGAAAGCGCCGCUCGCAAGGCGAGCGGGUGCCGCGCGUGUGAGCGCGGCACGUUGGUUGGACAGACAGUCGUUCGAGAAGUCGAGAGAUGAAAUAAGGAUUGACAUUUUCCCGUGUUUCCCAAAGCUUUUAUUUUGAUUGGACCUAUCAUAUUUAUACAAAAAAAUAAUAAUAAUAAUAAUAAAUAAACUUUAAAAAAAAGCAAAAAAACAGAAAUGGAUGGCUCCCUUUUUUCACCUCGUUUCUAUGACCUUUUUUUCUUAUUGCAAACGCUUGUACAGAUUUAUUUGCCUUUUGUACACGACGUCACCGUCGUAAACACUGUCGGCGCAUCUGUGACAAUGAUCCCGAAGAAAAAAAAAGAGUGGAAAUGUCAAGAAAAUGCAGAAAGGAAGGAGCACCUGAUUUUCAAGCGGGCUGAAGUGUUUUGUCUCCGUAACCGCAUCACAUGUCGAACAUCGACCUAUGGACACAAUAAAGCCAUGCCAUUCGA